AGGUAAUCGACCAAAAUGAAAGUACUCGCUGUUACGCUGCUCGCCUUUCUGGCGGUCAGUGCUCAGGCCGGCAAGCUGACCGAUAGCCUGGUCAAGGUUGUUCCCAGCUUUGCCACUGGAUUCGUAGUCAACGGCAUCGAGGCUACCCCACACCAGGCGCCCUUCAUUGUCUCACUCUCCAACAACUUCACUCAUCAUUCGCACAGCUGCGGAGGAACUAUCGUCAACAAGAACUGGAUCCUCACCGCAGCGCACUGCAUCUCCAAUCCAGUUGGCAUGAGUGCCAUUGCCGGACUGCAUGCGCGUGCCGUAGUAGAUGAGCGAACUCAGCAGCGCCUGGUUGACUUUGGUCGCAUUCACGAAGACUUCGAAGCGGCCGUAGGCCCCUUUGAUAUCGCGCUCCUUCACGUUAGCGAACCUUUCGAGUUCAACGAGUGGGUUAGCCCCGCUGUGUUGCCCAGCCCUGGGGAAAUCCACGAGGGCGAGACCCAUCUGUACGGUUGGGGCCAGCCAAAGUCCUAUAUAUUGACAGCAGCUAAGACUCUGCAAACCAUCACCACCAACACUAUCAACUACGAUGAGUGCAAGGCAUUGAUGCCGUCGAAUUCUAAGCUGGUUUCAACCAACAUUUGCUCCGAUUCCCUGCAGCAGAGCAAAUCUGCCUGCAAUGGCGAUUCCGGCGGCCCCCUGGUCGUCGAGCACAAGGAUGCUCCCUCUGAGCUUAUUGGAGUUGUCUCUUGGGGCUACAUUCCCUGCGGCGCAGCCAACUAUCCCUCGGUCUACACCCGUGUCUCCGCCUAUAUUGGCUGGAUCACCAAAACCCAGAGCGCCUACUACUUAACUGAAUUUAUUGUAAAUCUGCAGCGCCAACUACUCCGGUUACCAGUAUCAAACAGUAAACUGCGAACAAUUAACAUGAAACUAUUUGUGGCUCUUAUUGCACUGGUCGUGGCCUCGGCCAACGCCAAUAUAAUUGGCGUGCCCGGCUUCCCCGAAGGCCGCAUCAUCAAUGGCAACGAGGCCAAAGUUGGAGAGGCACCCUUCAUUGUUUCCCUGCAGACGACCUGGAACGCCCACUACUGCGCCGGCUCGCUGAUCAGGAAUGACGUCGUCCUGACCGCCGCCCAUUGUAUGACCCACACCAAUUUUCAGGUGGUUGCCGGCGCUCACAGCCGCACGAACAAGUCCGUGGCUCAGGUGCGCCAGGGCAGCAGCUCCCGUCAGACGAUCCACGAGAAAUAUGGCGGCAGCGUUGGCCCCUAUGACAUUGGUCUGAUCUUCCUCAAUAAGCCAUUCAACAUCAAUACCCGCAAUGCACCUGUCGCCACCAUUGCUGUGGCCUCCAAGCAAUACGCCACGACCGGCAAUGGUGUCCUCUACGGCUGGGGUCGCGACAACUCUGGCUUGAAGCCCGACAAGCUACAGAAACUGAAUGUGGAAAUCAUUGACUACAAGAAGUGUUUGGCUAACUUGCCCAGAAGUAACAAACUGGCCGAGACCAAUGUGUGCACCUUCAAGGCCGGGACCACCGACGGCUCCUGCACCGGCGACAGCGGCGGCCCAUUGGUAAACAGGCGUCCCGACGGCUCAUACCAACUGGUUGGCACCGUCUCCUGGGGCUACACACCUUGUGCCAGCACCAAGUAUCCAUCGGUCUACACCGACGUUGCCUCCUACAGGAAUUGGAUCCAGCAGCACAUUAACGACUUCACUGCGAAGUCAACAGCUGUUAACAUGAAACUAUUUGUGACUCUUAUUGCACUGGUCGUGGCCUCGGCCAACGCCAAUAUAAUUGGUCUGCCUGGCUUCCCUGAGGGCCGCAUCAUCAAUGGUAACGAGGCCCAAGUUGGAGAGGCACCCUUCAUUGUCUCCCUACAGACGACCAAGAACGCCCACUACUGCGCCGGCUCGCUGAUCAGGAAUGACAUCGUCCUGACCGCCGCCCAUUGCUUGACCUACGCCAACUUCCAGGUGGUUGCCGGAGCUCACAGCCGCUCGGACAAGUCCGAGACUCAGGUGCGCCAGGGCAGCAGCGCCCGUCAGACCAUCCACGAGAAAUACGACGGCGGCGUUGGCCCCUACGACAUUGGUCUGAUCUUCCUCGAUAAGCCAUUCGAUAUCAAUAGCUUGGCCCGCAACGCGCCUGUCGCUACCAUCGCUGUGGCCUCCAAGCAGUACGCCACGACCGGCAAUGGUGUCCUCUACGGCUGGGGUCGCGACAACUCUGGCUCGUUGCCCGACAAGCUGCAGAAACUGGAUGUGGAAAUCAUUGAUUACAAGAAGUGCUUGGAUAACCUGCCUAAGGGCAACAAACUGGCCGAGACCAAUGUCUGCACCUUCAAGGCUGGCACCACCGACGGCGCCUGCAGCGGCGACAGCGGCGGCCCAUUGGUAAACAGGCGUCCCGACGGCUCAUACCAACUGGUUGGCACCGUCUCCUGGGGCUACACACCUUGUGCCAGCACCAAGUAUCCAUCGGUCUACACCGACGUUGCCUCCUACAGGGACUGGAUCCAGGAUCACAUUAACGACUUCUAAGCAUUUCUGAUAA
Messenger RNA from Drosophila arizonae, 2551 nucleotides. RefSeq names its product lectizyme-like. The record is from RefSeq and is a predicted model, not a curated record. NCBI's taxonomy places the organism in Eukaryota, Metazoa, Arthropoda, Insecta, Diptera, Drosophilidae. Gene Ontology annotation, biological process: proteolysis. Gene Ontology annotation, molecular function: serine-type endopeptidase activity.